Molecule: messenger RNA, 5743 nt
Organism: Bursaphelenchus okinawaensis
Lineage: Eukaryota; Metazoa; Nematoda; Chromadorea; Rhabditida; Aphelenchoididae
Source: the annotation of a GenBank genome assembly
AUGGCGGUCUACGUCUCGGAGUAAGUAAUUUUUAGACAUAAAAUGACAAGAAAUGUUUUCACAAAACAAAAAAUGGCAAGAACUUUCUUUACAAAUCCAAAAACGCCAAGGACUUUUGUUACAAAACUCAAAACGGCCAAAAAUUUUCAUACAAAACGAUAAAUGACAAGAACUUUCUUUACAAAUCAAAAAAUGACAAAAUUUAUAGUAAGCAUGUUAUAAACUGUCAAAAACUUUGUUUCCACCUAGUGUUCCUUGAACUUUUCAUAAUAACUUUCAUAAGCGCACCGUUGCUUAACUUGCCAGAUCGGACGGGAUCGCGCUUUCGCACUGUGCAAAAAAGAAAAAUGGCGCUGCAUGGUGCGAAAUUAAUUUUUUGGCAAGAACUUUGUUUACAAUGUUAGAAAAUGGUAUUCUUGAUGGUUUUGAGAUUUUUGCAAAAACUUUCUUUACAAAAUUUGAUAUUUCAUUUCUGAACGUUUUUUCUAAUAGCCUUAUGUUUAAGCUUGACAUUUGAUUGUUCAAAUAAUUCUGAGCUCUCUCUCAAAGCAAAUUUUAAGUGUUGAAAGGGGGCUCAAUAUUAUUUGAACAAAAUAAUAAUUUUUUUUUCAAAUUUCAGUCGAUUCGAGCGUAUUCGUGAAUGCCUGAAAAUGGUUGACAGAGUUAGCGAUUGGCCGACAGCCUUAGUGUAUAAGGAGCAUUAUGAGGAAUAUAUAGCCUUUUCAAAGGGUCUAUGUCCACAUCAGUUCAGGGAAUGCGAUGAUUGUCGCGCUGAUCACGAGUUUUGGGAGAAUGACGACUCGGAGCUGAGCGAGUACGACGAGGACGAUGAGUAUCAUAGUGAUGAGAGCAAUGACGACGGUUGUUCUGGUUGUGAACGAUGUAGACUGGAGCAUUUUUGUUUGAGGGAUAUUAAACUGGACUGUCUGGAUAAGGCGUUUGUCACGAACAAGUUCAAAGGAUUGGUCGAAGAAGCAGCCAAGGCGAUUCAAGAGCUGGAGGAUGGAUUGGAUAAGCUGUCGGAGGAGGUUAAGGAAGUCAAGGAGGUAGGGUUUUUGUUUUCGAAUUAAGUGUACAGUAUGUAGUAGGCUUAAAUAUAAGGAUGGUAAACGUGGAUUUGGGCUUAGUAGGCUUGAGCAGGUAUUGUGGGUUUAGGCUUAGUAGGCUUAAUAAGCUUAGGCUUGUUUAGUUUGGAAACGUAAGUUUAAGGUUAGUAGAUUUAGGUUCUUAAGCUUACUUAGGCUAAGGGAAGUUAGGCUUAGGAGCCUUAAGCUUUUAGGGGUAAGGUUUUAGGUUUAAGCUAAGGAUUUUUGGCUUAGUCUUCUAGGCUUAGGCUUUUAGGCUUAGGUUUCUAGGCUUAGGCUUUUAGGCUUAGGCUUCUAGGCUUAGGCUUCUAGGUUUAGGCUUCUAGGCUUAGGCUUCUAGGCUUAGGCUUUUAGUAUACUAAACAUAGAAAGCUUAGCAGGUUUUGUUAUUUUAGGUAAAGAUGGUUAUUAUGAUCAUAAGGAAUGAAUAUCAUUAUUUUAUUUUUAGAUUCGCACAACAGCCAUGACCCACCGUCGUGAGUUCCUAGAGGCCUGGAAUAAGAUGGCCGAAGGCCAGAAGCAUUUUUCUGAAAUUAUUCGCCAGAUCAAUGCCAAAGACGAGCGCUUCCAACUCAAAACCUAUGACAAAACGGCGGGCCGAGGAGACGAGAAGGAUAAUAUCAUGGAACUAAACGACGGUCUUCGAAAGCUACACAACAAAAAGGAGAAAGAACGAAAGAAACUAAAGAAGAAACAAGCCAAAGAAGCGGAAAAGAAACGAUUACAAGUGGCACACCUCCCGAUCGGCAAGAACCUGACCGAAGGUGACGAACCCCAGGAUUCCGAUGCCAGCGACAGUGAUUCAGAUUCGGAAUCCGACAAUUAUGAUGUGGUAUUGAAUGAGGAAAUCUUCCAAGAAGUCAUCAGGCCCCAUUCACCGGUUUUCGAAGCGGAAAAAGUGGGUUUUUAUGAAAAUUUUGAGUUUUUUACUCAUUUUGGGUGGUUUUUGGGGUUUUUCGGCCGUUUUUUGCUUUGUAAAGAAAGUUCUUGCAAUUUUUUGUUUCGUAAGGAAGUUUCUGCUAUUUUGUGGUUUAUAAAGAAAGUUCUUGCGAUUUUUUAAUUUGAUAAGAAAGUUCUUGCCAUUUUUUGUUUUGUAAAGGAAAUUUUUGUCAUAAUCCGUAUUGUAAAGAAAGUUCUUGCUAGCUUGCGUAUUUUUUAAAAAAGUUUGUAAUUUUUUGCUUUGUAAAAAACGUUUUUGCCGUUUUUAUAAUGUGACGAAAAAGCAAAAUAUUUUUUUUAAUUUGGAAAGAAAGUUUUUUCUAAAAACUCAAAAAUUUCUAAAAACCCCAUUUUGAAGCAUUGUUAACAAAGUUAUUGCCAAAAUUUUAUUUUAUGCACUGUGCAGCGCCAUUUGUCUUCUUUGCACAAUGCGAAAGCGCGAUCCCGUCCGAUCUGGCAAGUUAAGCAACGGUGCGCUUGAUUACAAAAAAGUUCGAGGAGCACAGGGUGGAAAGAAAGCUUUUGACAGUUUAUAACAUGCUUACUAUAAAUUUUGUCAUUUUUUGAUUUGUAAAGAAAGUUCUUGCGUUUUUUGAGGAUAUGAAGGCAUUUUUAAUUGUUUUUCGUCUUGAAAAGAACGUUUUUGCAUUUUAUGAUUUUUUUUUGUACCUAAAAUAUAAAAAUUUGAUGUUUUCAGCCAGUUGUCAUUCAUCGAGAAUCAACUGCAAAGCCGAUGUUAGUCAAUAUUGUGAAUAAAAACGGAUCAGUGAUCAAGCACGCGGCCGAACUGUCGAACCAAUUUGACAUGACUAUUGAAGUGGCAGUGGAAAUGGGCCUAAAUCAAUGUAAUAAGAAUCCACAGGAAUGGCAAAUUGCGUUUGUUCACGAGGAAUAUUCGGACGAUUUUUUGGAAAAAGAUGCCGUUUUUGACUGGUCGAUUGCACACAUUGCUGGUGUUAUUCCGAUUGGAUAUCAGGUGGUAAGUUUAAAAAUUUCGAGAGUGUUUUUGCUUUUUUUUUAAUGCGUAAAUCUUGAUAAAUUAAAUUUUUUUAACCCAGCUAGAGGCUUAAAAGCUUUAAAUUGCCAUUCAACGUAUAACUUGUCACCCGCAGGAUGCGCAAUUUGAAACGUGAUUUUAAUGAACUAAAAUGGCAAGAACAUUCUUUACAAAAUGAAAAAUGGCAAGAAUUUUCUUUACAAAACAAGAAAUGGCAAGAACUUUCUUUACAAAACGAGAAAUGGCAAGAACUUUCUUUACAAAACUAAAAAUGGCAAAUGUGUAACAGGCAUGCUUUAAAAUGCUCAAAAACUUUGUUUCCACCCAUUGUUUCUCGAACUUUUUAUAAUCAAGCGCACCGUUGCUUAACUUGCCAGAUCGGAUGGGACCGCGCUUUCGCACUGUGCAAAGAAGACAAAUGGCGCUGCACGGUGCAGAAAUUAGUUUUAUGGCAAUAACUUUGUUUACAGUGAUAGGGAAUGACAUUUUAUGGGAUUUUUGGGUUUUUUUCAAGAACUUUCUUUAAAAAAUAAAAAAUGACAAAAACUUUCUUUACAAGCUUUUUUCAGACAACUGACUACUGGACUGGCCUAAUCCUGGUCUCAAACUCAGACAAUCGAACUGUUUGGCCAAUAACUCAAUCCCUGUCACUUUCAAAUUGGCACGACCAAUGUGAUAGUAAAAGCAUUGACUUGACAGUUACCAUGUCAUAUACCAUAUACGAUGAGUAUAAAGUACCGACCAGAAGCGAAAUAACCAAAAUGAAGAUAAAAUACGGCUCAAAAUUGUUGGAAUUAAUGUGUCAAGGCUUCAAAGAAGCUGGGAUUCAGAAUCCACAACACCUGACACCGUGCGGAAUCAUAAGGAAAGUCAAUAAGAAUUGGCACGAAGUCAAGUUCUAUGACAAUGUGGAGAGGGAUGGGCAUUAUCAAGCCGUUUUGAAGGCGAUUAAUGUGGGUUUUUUGUUUUUGAAGGAAUUUGAAAAGGUUUAAACAGUGGAAAGAAAGUUCUUGCCAUUUAUUGUUUUGUAAAUAAAGUUCUUGCCAUUUUAUGUUUUGUAAAGAAAGUUCUUGCCAUUUUUUGUUUUUUAAAGAAAGUUAUUUUGUUUACUCAAAAAAAAAACUUUUUUGAAGCUUGGAAACAAAGUUUUUGCAGUUUUUUUCAUUUUUAGCUUAUAAACGGAUUCAUCGUAUAACUUGUCACUCGCUGCCUGCGCGACUAGUUUUUGCUAUAAAAUGAGUAUUUUAGGGUUUGGAAAGAAAAUUUUUGCAAUUUUUUAUUUUGUAAAGAAAGUUUUUGCAGUUUACAACAUUUUUUGCCUGGCAAUGGGUUUCAUCGUAUAAAUUGUCACUCGCAGACUGCAAAGGGCUUUUACAAUAAAAAAGGUGCAUUUUUUGUUUUGUAAAGAAAGUUCUUGCUAUUUUUUGUUUUGUAAAGAAAGUUCUUGCCAUUUUUUGUUUUGUAAAGAAAGUUCUUGCCAUUUUCAAGUUUUGUAAGAAAAUUUUGUUUUUUGUUGACUGUAUUUUACAUUACUUUACUUUCAGACCAUUGAACAAGCAACAGCAAUUCUUCAUAGAGAAAAUGUUAUUGUUAGAAUAGCCCAAUACCCCGUAAAAGCCUUGGAUUUGGUGCGAUUCGAAAAUAUGGCCAGAUUUAUAUGCGAUGAGAACGUGGACAUUGGGACUUUGAAUUAUUAUAAAGACUAUUCGGAUUACUUUUCAGCUAAACUUAUGAAUGUGGAAGAGGUAAGAGGUUUUAUGGUUUGUUUAUGGUUUAAAAUACUUAAAAUUAGGUUUUGUUUUGAACUAUUUUUGGUUGGAUUUACUAUUUAGGCUUAAAUUUGAUAAGUUUAGGUUUAUUAGGCACAGGGUUAGGUUUUAAAAGUAGGCUUACGCCUGAGUAUGGUAUGAUUAGGCUUAUGUUUGAUAAUUAAUAGGCUAUUUUUUAAAAAAUUUUUUUACUUUUAAGAGACAUAACAUUAGGCUUAAUAAGUAGGUUUAGACUUCCUGGCUUAGGCUUUUAGGUCUAGAUUUUUAAGUUUAGGGUUGGGCUUAGUAAGUUUAGUGGUUAGGCAUAGAUGUUUAGGCGUGAAGUUUUAGGCUUAUUCGUUGUGGCUUAGGCUUUAGGUUUAUGUCUCUAGGCGUAGUCUUCUAUGCUUAGGCUUCUAGGCUUAGGUUUUUAGGCUUAGGCUUCUGGGCUUAGGCUUAGGCUUCUAGGCUUACGCUUCUAGGCUUAGGCUUCUAGGGUUAGGUUUCUAGGCUUAGGCUUCGGCUUCUAAGACUAGUCCUCUAGGGUUCUGGGGCUAAGCUUUGAGUUUUGUAGGUUUAGGUUUCUAGACUUAAACUUACGAGUUUAAGGUUUUGUACUCUUAGGCUUACUGUUUUCAGGCUUUGCUUUGGUAAGCAUAAAAUUAACUUAAACUUAGUAUUAGGCUUAUACCUCAAAUUAAGCCUAACUUUGUCAUUUUCAGCACGAAAAGCUCUAUCACGUUAUCGUUAGAAGACAUUCUUCACCAGCUAUCAUCGGCCUUCACACUGUAAAGUCCGCUUCACUGAACAGAAUGAAAGAUCUUAAGAAGUUUAUAGAAGCCAAGUUUAACUACGAUCCAUUGGAAAUGGCACACGUCACUGUUUAUCGGUCUAACCGAGUUGUCGUGGAUGGGUUGUACGACAUGGAGAAUAUUAUACCAAAUCAGGUCUACACAUUUGUUAUCGAAGAUUAA